Molecule: messenger RNA, 732 nt
Organism: Cucurbitaria berberidis CBS 394.84
Lineage: Eukaryota; Fungi; Ascomycota; Dothideomycetes; Pleosporales; Cucurbitariaceae
Exons: 3
Coding region: 1-732 (243 amino acids)
Biological process (GO): Golgi to vacuole transport; vesicle fusion; intracellular protein transport
Cellular component (GO): endomembrane system; SNARE complex; membrane
Molecular function (GO): SNAP receptor activity; SNARE binding
Source: RefSeq, a predicted model, not a curated record
AUGAUGUCCUCACAGGGUGACGAAGAUCCCUUCCUGCAGGUACAAGCAGAUGUUUUGUCUGCCCUCAACACUUGCCGGCCCCUGUUCAAAUCCUACCUGCGCAUCCGGUCCUCUGCUUCUUCCGCGAACAGCCCCGAGCUUCGAGAAGCCCGCAGCGAACUCGAGCAGACACUGCAAGAUCUCAACCAGGACCUCGAAGAUCUGGUCGAGAGCGUCCAGGCCGUCGAGCAUGACCCCUACCGCUUCGGGCUCGAGAUCGAUGAAGUCGAGCGACGCAGGAAACUGGUCAAGGAUGUUGGAGACGAGAUCGAGAACAUGCGCGAAGAGUUGCAGCAGACGGUCGACAAUGCGCGCAACAAGGGAAAGAGUGCAGUGAAUGGAGAUGUCCUGCCUGACCCAGACUCAUUUGAAGAAGAGGACAACUACGCAGCGUUUGAGCAGGAGCGACAACUCGAGAUGAUGCAUGAGCAGGACGAAGCCCUCGACGGCGUCUUCCGCACCGUGGGCAACCUACGCCAGCAAGCCGACGACAUGGGCCGCGAGCUCGAAGAGCAGGGCGAGAUGCUCACUGAUGUCGACAACGUGGCUGACAGAGUGGGCAGCAAGCUCCAGACGGGCAUCAAGAAGGUUGGCUGGGUCAUCAAAAAGAACGAAGAUCGGUGGUCCAGUUGCUGCAUUGCACUCCUCAUCUUCGUCUUAAUACUAUUUCUCACUCUGCUUGUCAUACUCUGA